Pseudopodoces humilis (Tibetan ground-tit) is the source of this 1371-nucleotide messenger RNA. RefSeq names its product DNA cross-link repair 1B (gene DCLRE1B). Gene Ontology annotation, molecular function: 5'-3' DNA exonuclease activity; damaged DNA binding. Lineage: Eukaryota; Metazoa; Chordata; Aves; Passeriformes; Paridae. The record is from RefSeq and is a predicted model, not a curated record. Gene Ontology annotation, biological process: telomere maintenance; double-strand break repair via nonhomologous end joining; interstrand cross-link repair.
GGGGUCUGGCCCGCCAUGAGCGGGACGGUGCUGCCUGGGACCCCCAUCGCCGUGGACUUCUGGAGCCUGCGGAGGGCGGCCGGUGCCCGCCUCUUCUUCCUGUCCCACAUGCACUCGGACCACACGGUGGGGCUGUCCAGCACCUGGAGCCGCCCGCUGUACUGCUCCCCGCUCACCGCCCGCCUCCUGCACCGCCGCCUGCAGGUGCCGAUGUGCUGGAUCCGGCCGCUGGAGGUGGGGCAGAGCCAUGUCGUGGAUGAGGUGACGGUGACGCUGAUCGACUCCAACCACUGCCCUGGCUCCGUUAUGUUCCUCUUUGAGGGUACCUUUGGCACCAUCCUCUACACAGGAGAUUUCCGCUACACGAGUGCCAUGCAGAGUGAGCCAGCACUGAGGGGCCGCCACAUCGACUGCCUGUACCUGGACAACACCAACUGUCACCCCCAGCGGGCCCUCCCCUCGCGGGCGCUGGCCACCCUCCAGGCUGCCCACCUCAUCCGUGCCCACCCGCAGCACCACGUGGUCAUUGGUGUGUACACCCUGGGCAAGGAGACGCUGCUGAUGGACCUGGCGCUGGAGUUUGGCACGUGGGUGGUAGUGAGCCCGUGGCGCCUGGAGCAGAUGCGGCUGCUGGAGCUGCCGGACGUAUUCACUGCCGAGGAGGGCGCGGGCUGGAUCCGCGCCGUGGAUGUUGCCGAGAUCCGCUGGGACACACUCGUCACCUGGAACACACUUCACCCCACCAUUGCCAUCAUUCCCACCGGCAGGCCCAUGAAGGUCACCCACCCCAACAUUCACCUCAUCCCAUACUCGGAUCACUCGUCCUUUGCAGAGCUGCGCGAGUUUGUGAAGUGGCUGAAACCCUGCUCCAUCGUUCCCAUUGUGAAGGGUGACAUGUGCCAGGUUUACUUUCAGGAAUUCCUGAGCUCUGCUCCCCAGGUACUUCCUGACUUCAAAGUCUCAAAGGCUGUGCAAGAGUCUGGACACUGGCAAAGCCGAAGGAGGAGGCAGAAACACACGAGUCUCUGGAAAAGAGCCCCAUGGCGUUCUGUGCCCCAAGGGGUCAUUUAUGAGUCCCCAGAGAAAAAUACUGAGAAACCUGAAACAUUCACAGAUGUUAAGGUUCUUCAGCACUACUGUGAUCCAGCUCUCCGCUCCAAAGAAGGCUGCACUUGCCACAAGGGUGAGAAGGAAGAGCUGAGUGGGGAGCAGCCGGGAAGAGCAGGGGCAGCAUCUGUUUCCAGUGAGCACCUUGCAACUAGAUUUGCAGAGCAGUAUUUGCUCACUCCCUUAAAUAUCCUAAAGCAGAAUUCCUCACAGACAUUUGAUCAACUAGUAGAAGACUUUUUUAGGAAGGGAGACACACCCUGA